AUGCCAAGGGAACGAGACCCAUUGGUCGUUGGACGUGUGAUUGGGGACGUUCUUGAUAGUUGUAGUAAGUCGAUUAAUCUUACCGUUUCAUAUAAUGAUAGGGAGGUUAACAACGGGUGUGAGCUAAAGCCCUCUCAGGUUGUAAACCAACCUAGAGUUGAAAUCGGAGGUGAUGAUCUGCGCGCAUUCCACACUCUAGUCAUGGUGGAUCCUGAUGCUCCAAGUCCAAGUGACCCUAACCUUAGGGAAUACUUGCAUUGGUUGGUGACUGAUAUUCCAGCGACUACAGGAGCACGCUUCGGUCAAGAAGUGGUGUGCUACGAGAGUCCAAGGCCAUCAAUGGGAAUUCAUCGCUUGGUUUUCGUGUUGUUUCGACAGCUGGGUCGUCAAACCGUGUACGCCCCGGGAUGGCGUCAGAACUUCAACACAAAAGACUUUGCAGAGCUCUACAACCUCGGAUCUCCGGUCGCGGCCGUCUACUUCAAUUGCCAACGUGAAAGUGGCUUUGGUGGAAGAAGGAGAUAAGAUGAAAGGCGUGCCUAUGGCAUGUAGCUGAUGAAGCUUUAUAUGUAGA
Molecule: messenger RNA, 574 nt
Organism: Erigeron canadensis
Lineage: Eukaryota; Viridiplantae; Streptophyta; Magnoliopsida; Asterales; Asteraceae
Product: protein HEADING DATE 3A-like
Exons: 4
Coding region: 1-525 (174 amino acids)
Source: RefSeq, a predicted model, not a curated record